ACUUUUUGGGAGGGGGGAUAGUUCUAAAAGUUUUAAAACAAUUUAAGAGAGAGACAUUUUUUUGUUCUUUUUAGUUAAUGUAUAACCCAUAGAGCGUACUUGCACUUUGUUUCACCAAAUAAUCUUUGGAGUUUUCAGGGAACAUCUGACUCAAGCUGAGAGGAUUUAGUCAAGUUGUCUUGAAGAGGAAUCAUGGUUAUACACAGGAUUAAAAUGCAGAUUUUUGCACUCUUGUGCUUCAUUGUUCCUGUCCAUUCAUCUCAAUUACCAAAUGCCACCAUCAUGGAUCUCUCUUACAAAAACAUGGACUUUGCUAUGAACCUUUACAGAGAAAUCGCCAACUAUCAUGACAAAAACAUCUUUUAUUCACCGCUGAGUGUUUCUACAAGUUUUGCUGCUCUCUUAAUGGCUACUGAUGGGAUCACACACAAGGAGAUCCUCAAAGUGUGCAACCUGGAGCAGCUCGAGGUGGACGACCAGCCACAGCUUAUCCCGAGACUUUUCCAAAAUCUUCAAGACAACAUCACACACAACGGAUCUCUGCAGGUGGAGCAGAGCAUGGCUCUCUUUAUCCGACAGCACUUUGAAGUCGAGAAGACAUUUGAAGACGAUUUGAAGAAUUUUUUUCAAGCGGACAUCAAUGUUUUAGACUUCGGGAACACAAAGGAGACCAUCAAAAGCAUCAAUGACUAUGUGAGACAGAAGACUGCAGACAAGGUUCCUGAAAUGAUUUCCUCUUUAAAUGCAAUGACUCAACUCCUGCUGAUCAACACCAUCUUCUUCCAGGGAGCUUGGCAGACGCCUUUUAAUCCUAAUUUCACUGAUAACGCACCAUUCCACAUCGACAACUACAACAUUGUGCAAGUUCCCAUGAUGUUUGUAGAGGGUAGAUUCUACACUAUGGAGGAUGAGCCUCUGGGAGCUAGAGUCCUUAAGUUACCGUAUAAGGGUGGGGUUUCCAUGCUAAUCCUGCUACCCAAUGAAAACACAGAUUAUACCAUGAUUGAUGAUGAGAUCAGUGCUGCUAUGUUCCUGAACUGGAUUAGUAAACUGGAAAAAAGAAAACUGGAAGUCAGAAUGCCAAGAUUCCGCUUGGAGCAAUCCUAUUUACUGCACAACAUCCUGCCAAACAUGGGUUUGAAGUCUCUCUUCACUGAUUCAGCGGAUCUUACAAAGCUCUCAAAGAAUGAAGACCUCACACUGUCAGAGGUUCUUCACAAAGCAGUGAUUGAGGUCGAUGAAGUUGGGACAACUGCUGCUGCCUCCACGGCGGCUCACAUCACUACACACUCCCUCUCAAUGCAGUUUCGUAUUAACAGGCCAUUCUUUUGCUUCAUCUAUCAUGAGGAAACGACAUCCUUAUUGUUCAUGGGCAGAGUCAUCAACCCGACUAAGAACUGAUCACCACUUGUUGCUGAUUAAAUUCUGUUUCUGUGGAUGAAGUUUAGUCUAACCUGGAAGGAGUUAUUCAUUCUUUUCUCCCCCUAUCCUACUCUAAAGGAUGGAAGAUGGCAGAUCGAUUGCACCUUUAGAAAACAUCAGAUAUUUGACAUUAAAGAUUUAUUCCACAAAG
Molecule: messenger RNA, 1573 nt
Organism: Oryzias melastigma (Indian medaka)
Lineage: Eukaryota; Metazoa; Chordata; Actinopteri; Beloniformes; Adrianichthyidae
Product: protein Z-dependent protease inhibitor
Exons: 5
Coding region: 193-1401 (402 amino acids)
Biological process (GO): blood coagulation; negative regulation of endopeptidase activity
Molecular function (GO): serine-type endopeptidase inhibitor activity
Source: RefSeq, a predicted model, not a curated record